Rhea pennata is the source of this 1344-nucleotide messenger RNA. RefSeq names its product dynein axonemal assembly factor 6 (gene DNAAF6). Gene Ontology annotation, biological process: axonemal dynein complex assembly; flagellated sperm motility. The record is from RefSeq and is a predicted model, not a curated record. Gene Ontology annotation, molecular function: protein-folding chaperone binding; dynein intermediate chain binding. The transcript is spliced from 7 exons. Bases 113 to 709 code for a protein of 198 amino acids. NCBI's taxonomy places the organism in Eukaryota, Metazoa, Chordata, Aves, Rheiformes, Rheidae. Gene Ontology annotation, cellular component: cytoplasm.
UUGGCUCGCGGGGCGAGGCGGGGUGGCGGGUUCUUCGUUACUGCGGCAACGGGGGACGCAGCAGAUGCCGGCGGCGGUUGGAGGCGGCGGUACUGUCGGGUAAGAAGUAGAUAUGGAUAUGGAUAUAGAUAGUAUUUCCUCAGUCUCUUCUCUGCAGUCCCUUGCCAAGCUACUUAGUGAGGCUCAAGAAGGUGGUGAUGAUGAUGAUGACGACUAUGGGCCACACUGUUCUGCUAGCACCAUGGCUCCUGGUAAUAUUGGACCGGUAAAGAAAGAGACCACUGUUACAGGUACUUUUCAAGUGAAAUCUGAAAAUAGUAAAACUAUUUGGAGUACAGAGGAGGUCCCAGAAGGAUCAGAAUUUGAUGAUACCUGGGAUCCUAGGGAACAGCCAGAGUAUGAGAUUUUAUUCAAACAGCGGGUGGGAACAGAGGACAUCUUCUUAGGGAUGAGCAGGAAAGACCCUUCCACAGCCUGCUGUGAAGACAUGGUGAUUAAAAUCAAACUGCCAGAGACAAAGUUCUCAGACAUCACUUUAGAUAUCCAGGACAAGGUUCUUGACCUUCGAACUCCCCAAAAGAAGCUGUUGCUGCACCUCCCCCACCCUGUGAACAGCAAGAAUGGAAAAGCUCAUUUCCUCUCCGAAGAGGAGAUCUUGGAAGUCACCUUGAGGAUGACAAGGGAGUUUGACUUCAUCAAUUUUGCCUGAUGGAUAAAGAAGUGGGGAAAAUUUUCAAAAAGUGAUCCCUGCACAUUUGAAGUCUUCUCAAGAACUAACUGGUCAUCAAGUAAUAGAUUGUUCCCCUUGAACAGUCCAAGGGAAAAGUCCUCGGAAAAAUUAAAUGAGUUAGGCGGAACAAAAUAAGAUGGAAAAGAUGUAUUUAAAAUACUCAUAGAAUCUGUAAGCUGGAGCUGUGCAGCGCUUGCAGUGCUCUGGUUAACAUUCUGCUUCCUUCACUCUGAUACAGGCCCAGGAAUUAAGCAAUCUGAGAUCACAAAUUCUGUAAGCCAGGAGAAGUCUUUCUGUGGUUGUGGCUGAUAAGUAGCACAAUGAGGCUCUGGCCCAUGACUCUCUUUCUUAGUUACUAUUGCCAGAUUGCAAAUGAUAAUAUUCCUGCUUGGCCUCCUAUUAGAGAAGCUGAGAAGAAGGCCAGUUCAGAACUCACUUUUAGCUAUUCCUAGGUGAGGAACUCUAAGCUUUUCAGAGGUCCAAUUCCACAUCUGAGGCUUCUUUACGCUAGCAGAUGAAGAUACCGUGCUAUAGUUAGACUGUUGAACAGCUCGGCUCUUUUGAACAAUUUUUGCCAAUGUUUAGUUCAGUGUCAUCUGUUCACCUACUAUCCC